This is a messenger RNA of Plasmodium coatneyi, 1083 nucleotides long. RefSeq lists its product as uncharacterized. The coding region runs from base 1 to 1083 and encodes 360 amino acids. The record is from RefSeq and is a predicted model, not a curated record. The transcript has a single exon. Lineage: Eukaryota; Apicomplexa; Aconoidasida; Haemosporida; Plasmodiidae.
AUGAAGAAAGACAACAGCGCCGUACAGACAAGGGGAAAAUCCCCAGACAAGACGCAUAUAGAAAAGUACCAUGCAAACCCAUUCACAAACUCGAAAGAAGAUUACUACAAUGAAAAAAUAUUGCGAAUAAUAUGUACCAUACUGUUGCGUAAAAAUAUAAAAAGAGCUGACUGUGUAGUGUUAGAUUUGCUGUUUAAUUUUUUUGUAAAAAUGGUUAAAACGAUCGGAAUGAAUUGCAGGAAGUUCUCUUCCCUCAGAGGAAGUGUUGUUGUGAAUUACAUCGACAUAAAGCAUUGCAUCAAAUUGGCCUUAAAUAAUUUGUACGGGGAAAUUUACAUGGUGAGCAAUUUUAAUGACCUCUUUGAAAAAUCCCCAUAUGAGGUUGAAGAAGAGGAGGAUGAUGCUGUUAAAAAAAAAAAUCAUAAUUAUAUAAACGUUUUGCAGAACUCGUACUUAUACUACAAGCAACUGUGUAUGAAGCAGAGAGAAAACAAUGACUCGAUAGAAAACUUGGAUGGUACCAACCCUUUGGACAGCCUGCACAACAUGACCAACUUGAACUAUCUAAACAUUGGGAACAACUCCUCAUCAAAUGAAAAUGUAAACGUUUUAUUUUUAAAUGAAAAUAUCGAUAUCGAAAAGUACAAGGAAAUUAUGAAAUUGAAGAAAAAAUAUGUGCAUGAUCAUAUGCCCAUUAUUCCACUGUCCCUAAAUCGGAAAGAAAAAAAAACGGGACUUUACAAUGACAAGGCGGAUUAUUACGUGGACUUAUCAUCUUCCUAUAGCUCCUCCGCCAAGUCGUCCAUGUCUUCUUCAUCCGAAUCGUCUCAUCCCUGCAGUGAUGAUUCGGACUUCUUUCACCACAUGAACGAAAACGGCUGCGACGGAAAGAAACUUGAGAGUGAAACAAAGGAAGACAUGGGACAGGAGAAAAUGCAGGUGUUGAGUCUCCUGCCCAAGUUGAGGGACAUAUAUAUGCAGAACGCAGAGCGAAAGCGCCAAGGGGGGGACCCACAGGCCCCUGCAGAGUGCUUGUUUAAUUCGUUGAAUAUUUUUGAGGCCCCAGAUGGGGGCGACCGUUAG